Molecule: messenger RNA, 1053 nt
Organism: Sphaeroforma arctica JP610
Lineage: Eukaryota; Ichthyosporea; Ichthyophonida
Exons: 8
Biological process (GO): carbohydrate metabolic process
Molecular function (GO): polygalacturonase activity
Source: RefSeq, a predicted model, not a curated record
AUGUCAAUGGUAUUGAAGAGUAACAUUAUACUCUUCCUUAGCCAAGGGGCGAGGAUACGUGCCAGUGGUAAUGUGAGCGACUACGACGCGAAACGAUUGCACCUGAUCUACGCCGAUAGCGGAAGGAAUAUCACAAUCGCCGGCUACGGAGUGAUUGAUGGUAACGCCCCCGCAUUCUUCACCGAAUUGGAGCCGAACGCGAUACGACUCAGCCCACUAAUAGAGCUACGGAAUAUACAGCAUCUAAUGGUAGGUGGUAUCACCAUCGAAUCGGCUCCUGGAUGGACUCUACGGCCCAAAAACUGCGAAUAUGUGGAGAUAUCGAAGAUAAUGAUCCUCAAUGACAGGAAAUACGUUAAUACAGACGGCAUUGACCCAGAUUCUAGCUCUCACGUUCGAAUCACCGACUGCUUCAUCUCCGCGGGAGACGAUGCCGUUGUCAUCAAAUCGUCAGACUAUGGGGGGCCUCCCGGAGAUGUAGUUAACGUGACUGUCGCCAAUUGUACGCUUAUCAGUUCCGCUUCGGCGCUAAAAAUCGGGACCGAAACCUUUGGCAAUUUCAAGAAUAUCCACUUUUCCGAUGUGAAUAUAUGCAACUCACGCACAGGGAUUGCGAUUAUGGCCAAAGACGGUGGAAAGGUCGAGAAGGUCACCUUCGAGCGCAUCUCCAUGCAUACGGAACCGAAGUGGGGCGUAGGGGUGGAAUGGCCUAUACUGAUUGACGUAGAGCGUCGGUACUCUCACUCAGAGAUCAGUUUGGUGCGCGACGUUGUACUGGAGAAUAUCAUAGUCAACACGAAGGGGCGGGUAUACAUCACCGGAAUGACUAAUAAGUACUCUAUGAAGACAGUCAGCCUCAGAAACGUAUUAAUCACGUACAACGGCGUCGAAGACCGCUCCGAGGCGACUAUGCUCAGUGGCACAGACGAGAUCAAUCAAGAUUUGGCCCAAGUGGACUAUGGGACUAUGGACACGGCCCUGCUGGUAGCAGAUGCCAGCGUAGUGGACCUGGAUGUUAUCAUCGACUGGUCAGCUGUGUAUGAGCAGGUAAAC